This is a messenger RNA of Orbilia oligospora ATCC 24927, 363 nucleotides long. RefSeq lists its product as uncharacterized. Lineage: Eukaryota; Fungi; Ascomycota; Orbiliomycetes; Orbiliales; Orbiliaceae. The coding region runs from base 1 to 363 and encodes 120 amino acids. The transcript has a single exon. The record is from RefSeq and is a predicted model, not a curated record.
AUGUCAAUCAUCAUUCCACUCCGGUAUAAGCUCUACAACCAAUGCUUCCACACUGCCAUAGCGCUCACCAUCGGCGAUGAACCUUAUGAGUUACAAGGGGACACAAUCUACCCCAACUUCCCCACAUUGUUCGCAGACAAGAGAUUUGACAACAUGGUGACCGAAGUCGGCGCCACUGCUGGCUUUGAAGAAAUUCCGACUCUAUGCACCCGCUGCUCUGAGUAUGAGAAAAUGAAAAAAGACGAUGCAGGGAAGAAACGUUUUAGUGUUGAGAAGGGCAUUGAGGUGUUGGCCGACAUUAUCGAUAGUAUCGAUAAAAAAAAGGGAUCUCUCGGAGAGUUUAUCCACAAGCUACGGCAUUGA